AUUAGACAUGUGCAGUUUUGGAUUUCGCAUUCAUGAGUCAUGAGUUUGAAAGGAGGGCCAGUCAUGUAAACAUCACUUUUUUCGAAAUCUGGCGGACAUUCCACCAAGGCUUUGCGUGAGAAUGUGGAAGCAACAAACACGUACUUCAGGAACACAGUUUGUUGCAUUUGACUCUGCGCUGCGGGUGCUUUGCCUGUCUGCAGCCGCCAACUUGAAGGAAGGUGUGUGCGUGUGGACAACACGCCACGCUGCCAACGUAUGCCUGCGUGCGGUAUUAGCCCUAAAGCCUUACCAGGCUUUCCCUCUGGCUUGCAGCGCAAAAGAACUAUGCUAAGUCUUUGGUGUGCCCGAAGCUAACGGAUAGGAAGGCCUCGAGAAACUUUUGUGAGAAGUGGUGCUUGUCUUUCGAACAUGCUAGAUUGCUCGCACUGGCCAUGUGCAUCUAACUUUAAGAAACCCAUCCGUAUAUUGCAAGUUAAAGUAUACUGAGCUAGUUUUGAGUGUUGAGGAUCUUCUGGAGUGUUCUGCUUGUUUUUGAGGCAGCUCCUGCUUCGAUUCAUUGUUUUCCUGGCCAACACCGGCGUCCUAGGCGUGGUCGCAGUCUUGGAUUUGCUGCUGCAGGUGAUUUCAGUUUGUCAGAGCAUGCAGUUGAGUAGAAGAGGUGACUUUCCGGUGUUCAUGGCUUUGGCAUCUUUGCCAUUUCUUAGCCCGGAGGCAUACCGACAGGGGCGGGAAAAGGUUGAUUCGCUGAUUGCAGCUGCGUGCAAGCAUGCUGCAAACCGAGAAGCUGCCUGGAAGUCAACGCUCCGCAUCUUUAAGAGCAAGGAUAGCUUUGACAGGUUGGAGGAACUUCUUCGAAGUGUGAAGCAACUUUCAAAGCAGGGCUGGUCUUUACAGGUGGUUCUUCACGUACCUGGUUUUCAGCCAUCAGCUCUAGGAAUUAACGGAAUGCCGGAGAUUCCGCUUGGCAUAGCCGCGGAAGACUUUCAAGAGAGUUGCGCAAGGUUUCAGGUUCCCCUCAUGUCCGUGUCCUUGCUCACUUCGGAGUCUAGUAGUGGAAUGGCGCUGGCUGACAGAUGGGUGCUGGAAGACUACUUGCUCCUUGUGGUGGAGAUGUUCGCGCAAGAUAUUGAAGAAUGCAGCAAACAGAUCUUAAGGAUUCCAGUCUUGCACUAUGAUUUUGAAGCUAUUACCGUUGAGAUUCUCUUUUCUCAGCUACUUCGGCUGCCCACCCCAGUACGGUUGCCUUUAUUCUAUUGCCGUGUUCUUGAGGCUUGCGCCGAGAAACAAAGCACGAUGAGAAAGCUUAUACAGGAGGCGUUUCAAUCGUUGUUUUGCAAGCUGUCCGAUAUGGAUGAAGACUGCAUUGAUGUGUUGGCGGAAGCUUUUGCUUGUCACCUUGCAGGCAAUGGGUACCAGGCAGAUUGGAGCAUCUUCGUCGCGGAAGAUGCCAAUGUUCAGGUGCUGCGGUUUGCGCAACGCGCUUUGGAACGGUUGCAAAGAUUGUCAGAGCACCAGAACAUGAUGGCUCGGCUUCCGCAGGCGAUGCGCAUACACGCCCCGCCUGAGCCUUUGCCAGCAAGUGGGUUGCAGGUCGUCUCCAAGCCACAAUUCGGACGCUUGAUCAAUUUGGUGCGGCUGAAGGACUCCAAUGCUGAGAAAGUAUUGCGGUACUGCAAGUGGUUGAUGCAUGCAGAAGAGGCGGUUGGAGUUCAGGAGCUGAAGGACGAACAGGAGGAUGAGCCACAUCCGAAGCGCCAGAAGAUUGAAAUCGAGGAGGAAUUCGGGGAGCGGCCUUCGCAGCCGAUGGGCUUUGAGGAGGUUGCUGAUUUGGUGGUGUCCGUGAUGCUGCAGCAGGGCCACAAGACCCCAACGCACAUGGCCAAGAUCCUGGAUGGACAUGAUCAGGUGCUGCACAAGCUGAAGCCGUCCAAAGAGGAGGAUGCAUCAAGUUAUGAGAAGGCAGUAGCUCGAUCUGUUCUCGAGUUCUGGAAGGCAGCAGGUCAGCGCCUUGAGAUCACCUUCGACAGCUUAAUCCAACGGAAGGUGAUCUCUCCACAGGUUGUUGCCGAGACUGCUUUAUGUCAUGGGUCUCUCAAGGCUGAUGCCAUGCCGCUAUGGAAUGUCGUGGGCAAUGCUGCACGGAAAAGCCUGGAGCGGUCCCAAGCAGCUCAUGCAGACUUGGCAAUAGCAAAGAAGCUGCAAAAGGAAGAUGUGCUGCUGCAGAAGUGUCAGGCUGAGCUGGAAUGUGCAAUUCAAGCAAAUGCACGCCUGUUUUUGUCCAUUUUCACCUCCUUGGUGAAUGCUUAUGAGGAUGCCGAGAGGGAUGCAGCUUUGCGCAACAUCCUACUUUGCCGCAUCGUGUCUGUUGGCCGGAAAUACCUGGCGGAGAUCCGACCGCUGAUAAAAGAUGCAGAGUCGCGAAUUCCCCAUGUUGGCCGCAACCCAGACAUUGCCGCGGUGUUCAAAUUGUUGAACACCCUUUGAGCUCUCACAAUGUACAGGAAUGUGGGGUUGAUGCGAGAGCAA
Messenger RNA from Durusdinium trenchii, 2529 nucleotides. Lineage: Eukaryota; Dinophyceae; Suessiales; Symbiodiniaceae. The record is from the annotation of a GenBank genome assembly.